Messenger RNA from Paramecium sonneborni, 1229 nucleotides. Lineage: Eukaryota; Ciliophora; Oligohymenophorea; Peniculida; Parameciidae. The record is from the annotation of a GenBank genome assembly.
AUGGAAUUUUAAUCAUAGAAAUUAGUAGGGGAGUCAAAUAUGUUAUUACUAGGAUAAUACAUUUAGGUAAAAUUAAAAAUUGAUAAUUUGAGGAUAAACUUUGUAAAAUCUACUUUGAUUAUGAAUUAUUGAAUCCAUUAAAUACAUUGAUGGAUGAUUUAUCUGUGAAAUAAUCUUUAUCAGACUUUUUAAAUAAAAUUUAAGAUGUAAGUAAGUAGGUUAUUUAGAUUACAAGUUUAAUAAAUUUUGGUUUGAAGCCUAUUGGUUUAUAUUUUAGAGGUGAAUUGCCAGAGUAUUGUAAGAACAAUAGCAUAUUAAAAAAGAUUUGUAGUGUUUUUAAUACUGAAACAUUAUUGUUAUAUGCUCAGAAUUAAAAACUGGUAUUCUCUUCAAAAGUACAUUGAAUUUAAAUAAUAAAAGAAUAUUACAACAAGUGCAGCAAAUGUUAAAUUUAUAGAUUAAUUUGAUUUAAGGAGAAUAAAAUUGAAAACAAGUCUUAAAUAGAACAUUGGAUAAGAAAUAUAUGUGUAAAAUAUAUUGGAGAAUCUACGUAAAAGUUAUGAAAACUUGAAUCUCUUAUAUGGUGAUUAGAUUUUAGUUUAAUAACAAAAAUUGAGCGAACUUACUAGAGAGAAGGAAAUAAUUUUAGGAUUUUUCAAAGCUUAGACUUAAUCAAGUGAAUGUAUUUAAAAUGAUGAAAAUAAAAUUCUUUAGGGGGAUGUAUCAACUUUAAUUUUAGCUGAUUCGAAUAUAGCAAUAUCAGAUUUGAAGUUGGUAUGAAUAGUAUUAAAUUAUAGUUAAUAGUGAAUGACAUAUUAGAGUCAUUGAAAGUAAGAUUAUCUUAAGAAUUAAGUCCUCCAUGUUAUUUGGCAAAAAGAUUGUUAAUAACAUUUAAAUAGAAUGAUUUAAUACUAUAAAAUUAUAUAGAUCAUGAAUUCAAUAGAGAUUAAGAAAUAAAUUAUAUAAAGUAGUAUUUUGGGUAGUUGGAAAUAGAAGAAAUAAAGAUUUUGGAGAGCAGAUAAACAAUAAAAAUAGAAUAGGCUAAAAAAAGAUUAGAAUAGUAAGAGAUAAUAAAAGAGAAAGUUGAAGUGAAGAAAGAUGAAGUGGUUGGAUAAUAAAUUUAGUAGGAAUAACAUUAAGAGAUGAAAGGAAGAUUAAAACAAGAAUAUUUAAUAAUGAUAGCAAUAUUUGGAGUGUUGAUAGCAAUAUAUUUGAAGACAUUAUUUUGA